CCCGACCCCCUCCCCUGGAAUAUGAUUCCCAUUCUACUAUUAGUUUCCUUUUUUCCUUUUUGGAUGUGCAAUUCAGAAGGAAGAUGUUGUGGGUAGACCAGGGUUUCACCUUGGCAAGAACCUCCCCAAAUCUGCCACUCGUGCCUUCGUCGAGAACCUCAGAGUAUUAGCACCUAAGGGAGCUGCUUCAAUAUGUUAUAGUAACACACCUCCUUCCUCGGCCCAAGAAGGACAGCGCGUCUGCCAGCAAGAGCGGCGGUGUCAAAGCAGGAGUGAAUUUCAAGACUAGGAUCUACCAUUUUUGCCUUCACACUGGUGGAAAGGCGGUUAUCGACGGGGUGGGAAAGAGUUUGGGGCUGACGGAGUACGACUUGGAACCAACAAGGAGGCCAAGAAGAGGUUGAGAAGAGGUGACAGGGUGAUGAUGAUCAGCUUCGGGGGAGGUUUCAAGUGCAACAACUGCCUUCUUGAGGUUGUUAGGGAUUUGGAGGGUGAAAACGUGUGGAAGGAUUUUAUUGCUAAUUACCCUCCAAAAACCCUAGUCAAUCUGUUCAUGAGCGAGUAUGGGUGGAUUAACAAUGAGACGAAGGAGACAUUUGAUUUUGAAGAAGCGGUGGAUAGCUACAAGCAAAAUUUCUGAAUUUGCUACAAAAUUUUCAUGCAUUUUUCUGAAUUUGCUACAAAAUUAUUAUGAUUUCUGCAUUUUUUAGUGUUUUCAUGCAUUUUUUGAUUUUUUUUUAUUUUUAUUAGGAGCAAAAUUGGAAAUCAUGGCUGAUUCCGAUUUCAGCCUCUUAAUGACCAAACAGCAUCAAUAGAAAUUCGAUUCUGAUUCUUGUUUGAACCAAACAGAUCGACGCAGCUCUUCGGAUCAAACAAACCAACAAGAUCAAUCUGUUUCGCUGCGCAUCUUUGUGUCGAUAUUUUCCAAAUAAUUUUGGUUAAUUCUCCGGCCGUUCAUUUGAUGCUUAAUUGAGUCUGGUUUGCAAACUUUGUUCAUAUAAAUUAUAGGUACAUAAAUGGAGGUGGAGUAUCAAGAGGACUACAUCAGAAACUCCAGAGGAGUGCGACUCUUUACUUGCAGAUGGUUACCUCCUUCGUCGCCGAAGGCUCUUGUUUUCCUCUGCCAUGGGUACGGGAUGGAAUGCAGUGAUUUCAUGAGAGGAUGUGGAACGAGACUAGCGGGCGCAGGAUAUGCAGUGAUAGGGAUGGAUUACGAAGGGCACGGACGGUCCAUGGGAGCCCGAUGUUACAUUAAGAAGUUCGACAAUGUGGUGAACGACUGCUACGCCUUCUUCAGAUCUGUUUGUGAUCAAAGGGAGUACGGAGACAAGAAAAGGUUCUUGUAUGGAGAGUCCAUGGGAGGUGCCGUCACGCUGCUGCUCCACAAAAGGGAUCCUACUUUCUGGAAUGGUGCCCUCCUUGUUGCCCCCAUGUGUAAGAUAUCAGAGAAGGUGAAGCCCCACCCGGUGGUUGUGAACCUCUUGACCAAAAUGGAAGAGAUCAUACCCAAAUGGAAGAUAGUCCCCACAAAAGACGUCAUUGAUUCUGCCUUCAAAGACCCCAUCAAGCGAGAAGAGAUCCGAACCAACAGGUUGAUAUAUCAAGACAAACCUAGACUAAAAACAGCGCUGGAAUUGCUCAGAACUAGUAUGAGCUUGGAGGACAGCCUAAGCGAGGUGACAAUGCCAUUUUUUGUGCUACACGGGGAGGCAGACACAGUGACAGAUCCAGAAGUGAGCCGAGCACUGUAUGAACAAGCAGGGAGUACAGACAAGACCAUGAAGUUGUACCCAGGAAUGUGGCAUGGCUUGACAUCCGGGGAGCCAGACGAUAACAUAGAUAUUGUUUUUGCUGACAUUAUAGACUGGCUUGACAAGAGGAGUGGCAUUGAUACUGCCUUGUUGACCUCUGCUCAACCAACUUUCCAACAAAUUAAUCAACCAUUAGAACAACAAUCUGUACACACAAAACAGAAUAAAACAGUUAAUGGGCAGCAGCAGCAACAACAACAGCAGCACAAAAAGCAAACACGCCAACAUAAGAGUUAUCUUUGUGGAUGGAAGGUUCGGCGAAUGCACUACCAUUCUUCCAUGUAGCUCUAUGCUAGGUUCUCUGCUCUUCUCACAUCACUAUAGUAUUUAUAUUUGUUCAAAGAAGAAGAAGGUAUACAAAUAAAAUGGAAUAACCAAAAAAAAGGAACAAAAGAGAAAUAGAAAUAGUCAGAAUUAGCGAUGAUUAUGAGGAUUUUGUAAAAUAUAAUACGUGAUUACAUAGAAUGGAAGCAGUGGUUGCUAUAUUCACAGUAGGGCGAA
Nelumbo nucifera (sacred lotus) is the source of this 2312-nucleotide messenger RNA. Its product is annotated as caffeoylshikimate esterase-like. NCBI's taxonomy places the organism in Eukaryota, Viridiplantae, Streptophyta, Magnoliopsida, Proteales, Nelumbonaceae. The record is from RefSeq and is a predicted model, not a curated record.